Molecule: messenger RNA, 1629 nt
Organism: Closterium sp. Naga37s-1
Lineage: Eukaryota; Viridiplantae; Streptophyta; Zygnematophyceae; Desmidiales; Closteriaceae
Source: the annotation of a GenBank genome assembly
AUGGCACAAUUUCUCCCAGUCGCGGAGAAGCGGGCCGCGGAUGUGCAGCCAACUUUGGACGCCGCGAAGGAAGCCGCGAAGAACACCGCGAAGGAGGCCGCGAAGAACACCGCGAAGGAGGCCGCGAAGAACACCGUGAAGGAGACCGCGACGGGCACCGCGAAGGACACCGCGAAAACCGCGAAGGAGACCGCGGACGAGACCGCGGACGAGACCGCGGAGGAGAUCGCGGAGGAGACCGCGAAGAAGCCCACGGAGGGAACCGCGAAGCAGUUGGCAGGGGAGCUCUCGAACAGGAAACGCGUGUCAGAGAAGCCUUCGUCAGGGGAGCUCUCGAACAGGAAGCGCGUUUCAGAGAAGCCGUCGUCUGGGGAGCUCUCGAACAGGAAGCGCGUUUCAGAGAAGCCGUCGACAGGGGAGCCGUCGAAUGCGGAGCUCGCUUUAGAGGAGCGGACGACAGGGGAGCAGUUCGAUGAAGGCACAUCGAGCGACGUGGUGGAGGUGCAGCCCGGAUUUCGAAAGUCGGGCCGAAUUCAGAGGCCACCCGACUUCUUCGUCCCCGCUGCCUUCACCACGGUCUACGAUGUGGACGACGACGACCUGGCGUACGAUGACGCCGAGGACGAUGAGGAGUUUUCGGAGCUCGACCCCGACAUGCACGCCGAUCCCGAGCACCGUUGGGACAUUUCGACCAUGACGGUGAAGGAGGCGUUAGCGAGCUGGAAGGGCCCGGCGGUGAAGGCAGCCAUGGAGGAGGAGAUUCGCUUCACGGAGGUGUAUGGCGCUGACUACGACGAGACGUACGCGCCGGUGAGCAGCUACGUCACGCUGCGUAUUUUCCUCAGCAUCGUCGCCGUCCUCGACCUCAACCUGAUGCAGCUGGACAUGAAGAACGCCUUUUUGCAGAGCAAGCUCGACCGCGUGCUGUACAUGUACCAGCCGGACUACUUCAACGACGGGACCGGCCGGGUGUGCAAGCUGCUGAAGAGCCUCUACGGGCUGAAGCAGUCGCCGCUGCUGUGGUACACGGCUCUCAACGACGUGUUGGUUGGCGCCGGGUGGAAGAAGAGCCAAGUCGAUGAGGCUCUGUACUUCAAGGUCGGUGACGACAAGGUGACCUGCUGGGUGUUGGUCUACGUCGACGACCUCCUCGCUGCGAGCAGCAGCACCGCGAUGCUGAAGGAGCUGAAGGAGCUGCUGGAGGCCGCUUUCGAGCUGCGCGAAAUUUCGCCGGUGCAGAAGUAUCUCGGCCUGGAGAUCGUGCGCGACAGGCCGGCGCGAAAACUGUGGCUGCACCAGCAGGGCUACGCCGACAAGCUGCGCAGGCGCUUCAUAGACGAGGAGCAGACCGGGCGCACUCCGAAGACGCCGGUCUCCGUCGCCGCCUACGCGGAGCAGACAUUCGACGACGAGGAGGCGCAGGAGCGCGAGGAGGAGGAGUACCGGCAGAAGGUCGGCUCGCUGCAGUUCGCGGCGAGGACGACGAGGCCGGACAUCGCAUUCGCGUGCAGCAAGCUGGGGAGCGGCCUCACGGUGAGGAGCGACCAGCACUGGCGCGAAGUCGACCGCUGUCUCGCCUACCUUGCCAACACGCGAGACACCGCUCUGGAGUACCGCUCUGCCACGUGA